GUACAUACAAACCUAGGAUCCGCAAUGUGAUAAAAAGGACUGAAUGGACAAUGCAGUGCAAGUGGAAUCUCAACAAGCAAUGUGCAUUCCGAUACAUACAAAAUGGUGCUUUWWYAGCGCAGGGAAGACUUUAGAUACAAAUCGUUUGACCAAGGAAAACAUAAAGGAACCUUUGCAGGAGAUACGCAGGGCACUGCUCGAGGCAGAUGUCAGCCUUCCGGUGGUUCGCAGGUUCAUCAAAAGCGUAUCUGAGAAAGCUAUCGGGAGGGAUGUCAUCAGAGGCGUGCGGCCAGACCAACAGUUAGUAAAGGUUGUUAAUGAUGAGCUUAUAGCAUUGAUGGGGGGCGAGCUGUCUCCAGUGGAGUUCGCACCGUCAGGACCGACCGUCAUUUUGCUGGCAGGUCUACAAGGAGUUGGCAAAACCACAGCCUGUGGAAAACUGGGCCUUACUCUUAAGAAGAAGAAUAAGAAGGUCCUGAUGGUGGCCACUGAUGUCUAUAGACCUGCUGCAAUCGAUCAGCUUAUUACACUUGGCAGACAGGUGGACAUCCCCGUGUUUGAAAUGGGAACGAAAUCGAAUCCUGUGGACAUUGCUCGGAAGGGGUUUGAGGAAGGCAAGAAAAGGGGAGUGGAUGCUAUAAUUAUUGACACCGCAGGCCGUCUUCAGAUUGACCGAGACAUGAUGAAUGAGCUCAAGAACAUGAAGAGUGCAGUGAAACCACAUGAAAUACUUCUAGUAGUUGAUGCCAUGACAGGGCAAGAGGCUGCAGCUUUGGUUGCGUCAUUUAAUCAAGAGGUAGGAAUCACUGGGGCAAUCUUGACGAAAAUCGACGGAGACUCACGAGGUGGUGCUGCCCUAAGUGUGAAAGAGGUGUCGGGUAAACCGAUCAAGUUUGUUGGUGAAGGAGAGGGUAUGGUUCCUCUGGAACCGUUCUACCCGGACCGUAUGGCUUCCCGCAUACUGGGGAUGGGAGAUGUGCUCACACUGGUUGAGAAGGCUCAGGAAGUGGUCAGUAAGUCUGCCUGGCACAGGCUGAUCUUGAACUCCUGUUAGACUGCCCCGAUGUUUUACCCUUGUCACACUUGUGGCUCUGAAGGCGCCGGAUCCUGCCCAUGUUGAAUGUGGUGGUGUUUGUGACUGUGCUCCAUGCCUCUCUCUCUCUCUCUCUCUCUCUCUCUCUCUCUCUCUCUCUCUCUCUCUCUCUCUCUCUCUCUCUCUGUGUGUGUGUGUGUGUGUUACAUGCACAGAUAUGCAAUGUACGUAAUAACCAAGGAUCUGCAAUGUGAUAAAAAGGACGGAAUGGA
This is a messenger RNA of Chara braunii, 1305 nucleotides long. NCBI's taxonomy places the organism in Eukaryota, Viridiplantae, Streptophyta, Charophyceae, Charales, Characeae. The record is from the annotation of a GenBank genome assembly.